Trichophyton rubrum CBS 118892 is the source of this 1905-nucleotide messenger RNA. Its product is annotated as pre-mRNA-splicing factor syf1. The transcript has a single exon. Bases 1 to 1905 code for a protein of 634 amino acids. NCBI's taxonomy places the organism in Eukaryota, Fungi, Ascomycota, Eurotiomycetes, Onygenales, Arthrodermataceae. Gene Ontology annotation, molecular function: protein binding. The record is from RefSeq and is a predicted model, not a curated record. Gene Ontology annotation, cellular component: Prp19 complex; post-mRNA release spliceosomal complex; U2-type catalytic step 2 spliceosome. Gene Ontology annotation, biological process: generation of catalytic spliceosome for first transesterification step; mRNA splicing, via spliceosome.
AUGCCACGCAUUUGGGAGAUGUAUCUCACCUUUUUACUUGAGCAACCACUAAUAACUCAGACCCGGCGGACGUUUGAUCGUGCUCUUCGUGCACUUCCUAUCACGCAACACAAUCGUUUAUGGAAAAUUUACAAGUCCUUUGCUAUCUCGGCAUCCGGUGAUACAGCAGUCAAGGUUUGGAAUCGAUACAUGCAAAUCCAUCCUGAAGAUGCCGAGGAUUACAUCUCGAUUUUGGUUCAAAUGAACCAAUACAAUGAGGCUAUAAAAUGGUACAUCCGGAUUCUAGAUGAUCCUCGGUUUCAAUCAAAGAAAGGGCUAAGUAACUUUCAGCUCUGGACUGAAAUGGUUGAGUUGCUUGUCAACAAAGCAAAAGAAAUUAAAACUGGGCCUCAUGUAGGCAUCAAUGUUGACCUGAUAAUUCGAAGCGGUGUUGAGAAAUUCCCAGACCAGCGGGGUAGGUUAUGGGCCGGUUUGGCUACAUACUGGAUAACGAAAGGAAAUUUCGAAAAGGCCCGUGAUGUCUUUGAAGAAGGAAUAACCACGGUCAUGACCAUCAGAGAUUUUACUAUGAUAUUCGAUUCUUAUGUCGAAUUUGAAGAGUCAAUCAUUGGUGCCCUCAUGGAGAAAGCCGCUGCUCGAUCGGGGAACGGCAAGGUAGAUGAGGCCGCUGAUUUCGACCUGGAUCUACGCAUGAUGAGAUUCGAACAGCUCAUGGAUCGUCGACCCUUUCUUGUUAAUGAUGUGCUUCUAAGACAGAAUCCCAACAAUGUGAUUGAAUGGGAAAAGCGAGUGGUGCUAUGGGGUGACAACAAAACAGAGGUUGUGCGUACCUAUACUGAUGCCAUCGCUACUAUCAACCCUAAGAAGGCACAUGGCAAAUUUUAUGAGCUCUGGGUCAACUAUGCUAAAUUUUACGAGCAAGGCGGGGAUCUUGACACAGCCAGAGUAAUCAUGGAUAAGGCUGUCAAGGUGCCAUUCAAAACUGUCUCAGAGCUUGCUGAGGUUUGGUGUGAAUGGGCCGAAAUGGAGCUACGAAAUGAGAACUUUGACCGCGCUGUUGACAUCAUGGCAAAGGCAACCCAGGCACCAAAGCGAUCUACCGUUGACUACUUUGACGAAACUCUCUCUCCACAACAGCGCAUUCACAAAAGCUGGAAGUUAUGGAGUUUCUAUGUUGACCUAGUUGAAAGUGUACGGAGUCUCGAAGAAACUACACAAGUAUACGAACGAAUUUUUGAGUUACGUAUCGCUACUCCCCAAACAGUUGUUAACUAUGCCAACCUUCUGGAGGAGCACAAAUAUUUUGAAGAUUCCUUCAAGAUAUACGAACGGGGCCUUGACCUUUUCAAUUAUCCAGUUGCAUUCGAACUUUGGAACUUGUAUCUGACGAAAGCUGUGGACCGCAAAAUCGGCAUUGAGCGAUUGCGAGACUUGUUUGAGCAAGCUGUGGAUGGAUGCCCGCCUAAAUUUGCGAAAGUUCUGUACCUCAUGUAUGGGAACCUUGAGGAGGAACGAGGAUUGGCACGCCAUGCAAUGAGAAUAUACGAGCGUGCUACUCGCGCUGUCUCUGAUGAGGAUCGAUCUGAGAUGUUCAACUUCUACAUCACCAAAUCUGCUUCAAACUUUGGACUUACGUCUACUCGGCCCAUCUAUGAGAGAGCCAUUGCGGCCUUGCCUGACAAGGAAGCCAAGGAUAUGUGCCUUAAAUUUGCUGAGAUGGAGCGCAGGCUGGGCGAGAUUGAUCGCGCAAGAGCCAUCUAUGGACAUGCUUCUCAAUUCUGCGAUCCUUGGACUAAUGCUGAGUUCUGGCAAAAAUGGGAAGCGUUUGAGGUUCAACAUGGUAACGAGGAUACUUUUAAGGAGAUGCUUCGUAUUAAACGAAGUGUACAGGCACAGUACAAGUAA